Messenger RNA from Bacillus rossius redtenbacheri, 20541 nucleotides. Its product is annotated as basic helix-loop-helix ARNT-like protein 1. Bases 214 to 2961 code for a protein of 915 amino acids. Gene Ontology annotation, biological process: regulation of transcription by RNA polymerase II. NCBI's taxonomy places the organism in Eukaryota, Metazoa, Arthropoda, Insecta, Phasmatodea, Bacillidae. The transcript has 14 exons. Gene Ontology annotation, cellular component: nucleus; transcription regulator complex; aryl hydrocarbon receptor complex. The record is from RefSeq and is a predicted model, not a curated record. Gene Ontology annotation, molecular function: RNA polymerase II cis-regulatory region sequence-specific DNA binding; DNA-binding transcription factor activity, RNA polymerase II-specific; protein dimerization activity.
AUCAAACAUGGCGGGUAGCGUAGCGAGAGUUAGGAAUUAGAAGACUGAUUAUGCAAUCUAGUUGCAAGUGUUUCGUGUUUCUAAAGAGUCUAAUGCUAAGUUAAAACUUGUGUGCGGUGUGCACAUGGCACGGCCGCAUGUGCCUCACGAGAAGACUGCUCCAAAAGACUGAAGAUUCAGAGCGCAACUUCUGGCCUGAAAGCAGGUCCGGCGAUGGACGCGGCCCGCGGCGCGGACACGGACGAGGCGGAGGAGGGCGACGAGCCGGACAGCGCCAGGACGCCCGGCGGCGCCACGCAGCACCUGCCCAGCUCGAACCGGCAGAUGCGCAACAUGGCGGAGAAGAUGCGCAGGGACAAGCUGAACACGUACAUCAGCGAGCUGGCCACGCUCGUGCCCAUGGUGGCCAAGUCGCCCAAGCGCAUGGACAAGACCAGCAUCCUGCGCCUCACCGCCACCUACCUCCGCAUGAACCGCACACUGACGUGCGCGGACAAGGAGAAGAUCCAGCUGCCCAGUUUCCUGGACUCGUCGUGCCUCUACCCUCAAGGGUUCCUGGAGGACAUGAAGGGAUUCCUGCUGGUCGUCACCAUGGCGGGCAAGAUCGUGUUCGUCACGCACACAGUCGAGAAGCUGCUGGGACACUCCCAGAAUGACUUGUUCGGCCAGUCGCUGUACAACAUCACCUGUCCCGAGGACCACGCCGAGCUGACCAGGAACCUCACCCCGGACCCAGAUCCUUCCGCGCCGGACAUCUUCGCGGGCGCGGCGAGCGGCGCCGACGACAGCAGCUCGGACGACGCGUCCAGCUCGAGCAGCCAGCAGAGCGGCGGGGGGCUGGUGGUGGCCGUGCCGGACGGGCCGCCGCCGCCCACGGAGCGCCAGAAGCGCUGCUUCCACCUGCGGCUGAGCCAGCGCGCGGCGUCGCGCGGCGAGGCGCCGCAGUACGAGCUGGUGCGCGCGCAGGGACACCUGCGGGUGCCGCAGCUGCCGCGCGAAGCAGAAUCGUCAAGCAGCAAAAUGAAAAACGACACAGUGUUGGUGGCAGUGGUGACACUGUUCAGUGAAACACACAUUGCGGAUAUGACCCUGAUGGAGGCCACAAGGGAUGAGUACAUAACACGACACCUUAUAGAUGGUCGCUUCAUCUAUUGUGACCACAGGAUAGCAGUUGUUUCUGGAUAUUUACCUGAAGAAGUAUCCGGUGUGUCUGCAUUUAAGUUCAUGCACAAGGAUGACUUCCUUUACACCAUGAUUGCACUGAGACAGAUGUACGACCGGUACGGACAAGGCGAAGGCUACGGCAGCAGCGUGUACAGGCUGAGGUGUAAGAACGGCCAGUACAUCUACAUGAGGACCCACGGCUACGUUGAAUACAGCAAGUCAACACAUCAGGUCGAGUCUUUCAUCUGCGUCAAUUCUCUCAUUUCGGAAGAAGAAGGUGUCUCAGGGCUGAAGGAAAUGCAGUCCAGGUACUCUGCCAGCAUUAUUGCUACGGGUCGUGCUGCCCUGAUGGGUAUGGCAGCUUCACCCGAGGGCGCAGGUCUUGGAAGUGGGUCCGACAAGCCAAGUACCUCGGAAGAUGUCCCGCAAGCUGAUGGACAGGACCCUCUCGACCUGGCCAUCUCUCAACUCAUCUCCAACUUCCCUUCGCCUGCCGCAGGGGAAGACCACAACGACAUCGUGAGUCCGCUGCCGGACAUACAGUACAUCAAGGUCGUCAACUUCUCCAAGGCCAUGCCGCCGCCCCGACUCCAGGCGGCGAAAGCGGGUGUGGUCGACACGCCCACGCCCCACCACGAGAAGAGCGGGAAGAGGAGCAAGAGCAUAGAAUCUCCGGAGUGCGUCUACCCCGUGUCCCCUGCCCCGAGCACUCCAGAGACCGCAUCCAUCUGCUCCCAGGACCGGCCGACGGUGUUGCGCGAGAGCGUGAUCACGGAGCGGCCGUCCGUGUUCUCGGUGAACCCCAUGGCCCGUGUGUCUGUCCCAGUCGUCGCCCCUCCCGUCAGGACAGAGAGCGUGUGCGUGAAGCAGAGUGCCAUCGUGGCGAAUACCACAGUUCUGAAGAGGACCAGCAGCGUCACAGAUACGGACGGGAUCUCGUCCGCGUCCAAGCGUCCCCACACCAGUUACCGUUCGUGCAGGUCAGAGCUCGAGUCGGACGGUCGCGAAGAGACCGGGGAGAGCGAGUGGCCGAGGAUGACCCCCGAGCAGCAGCACAGGGUGAUCAUGAUGCGAGAGACGAGUCCCCCGAGAGCAGUGCCCAGCUUCCUGGCGAGACGCUACUCGUCGCAGAGUCCUCCCCCGCCCUCUCCUCCUCGCACCAGGAGCCCAUCCUCGCCUCUCGAGAUCAUCCUGGACCAGCGGUCGCCCUCCCCCUUCCAUGCGCUGGACUGCCCCAUGGAGGGAGGUGACAUGCUGGGCUACGAGAGCAUAGUAGUGCCUAGCCCUCGAGGCGAGAACAAUCUCCUGUCGUCCAUCUUCAUGGAGCAGGACAACGGGACAGAUUUUGUGGAAGAAAUGUUGGCGGGGGGUGUGGACGUGCUUUCAGGAAGUGCGGACGUGCUGAGGGCGGGUUUGAUCCUCAACGUGCAUGACGCGCUGUUGGCGGCGGGGGAGCGCGGGAAGUGCCCGGAGGGGAGCGAGUGCCCGCCGGCGUCUCCUCCCCCGCGCCCCGAGACGCACGGCGCCGCGCUGCGCCUGGUGGAGGAACAGCUAGCGCGCAGCCACGACGCGCUGCAGUCGCGCAUGGACCGCCAGGGCUCGCAGCUCAGCUCCAUGGUGCAGGGGCUGAGGCACGUCCCGCGGGCCGACAAGGUGUUCGGCCCCGACAUCACCGAGCUCAAGGCGGAGCACCGCAAGCAGCAGCUGCUGCUACACAGCAUCCAGCAGGACCACCGCGGCUCUCACUGCAAGGAGAAGCUCAAGGUGUGCACCGUGAAGCAGGACGUGGGCGUGUGAGCCAGCCGCGCGCGCACCGUGUCACGUUACCGCUUCCCGAGCUCACCGUGCCGUCGCCUGCUCGCGUUUCAAGCAAAAAGACUGAGAGACGUUCGGGAAAAGGGAUUUCGAACGUCUCCUCGACUGUCUUUGUCUCAUGUCCGUAGAAGUGAAACUUAUGUAGAGUCCUACAUCAUCUGACUUAUCCCGGUAUUUUGCAUCAGCUGUGGAAGUUUUUCAACCCCAAAGGCGCAGUUUCGUGGAGGGUGAAAUUCUGGUGGUUGUAACUCUGCUUGUCUUUCUAGAAAUCAGCUGAGCUCUCCUUCCUAAUUGGUAUUAGAUAAAGAAUGAUUAGGAGAUUUCACGGUCAUGUAUAAUUUUUGUUAAUUUUACAGCAUGAACAUACAGUAAAGUCCCGUUUAUCCGAUCCUCAGUUGUUCGGAUGGGAUUUAAUCACCGAUAUGUUUUGUUUUGUUUUGUUCAUCCUAUCUCAGUUUGACAAUUCACUCAAAAAACUAUUUUUUGCUCUAAAAAAGUUUUUUUUACUAGCAAUAUGAUGUAUCAAUAUAUUUUCAGCAUUUCAUGUGCACAGACUGUAUAUGAUUUGUAUAUUUAGUUGAUAGAAAACUUGUUCAGUCAUUUAAGCAGGUUUUAUAUAACAUUUUGUAAUCCCUGAAACUUUUAUAGCCAGGAAGUAAGACAGGCUAAUAGGUUCUAUAAUGGGAAUUCUUUUUCUGCCUUUCUUUUUUAACAUGUAAUUCUUUUUGUAUUAUGUAAUGCAGUCUGUCGUGGCUCCAGUAUGUGCUAUCAUUGCUCUCAUCCCCUAUUCAGGUUACUAUCAUCGCCUUUUCAUAUUACGUUCAUUACCUUUUCAAAGUCAGUCAUAAGUGGCUAAAAUAUUGUUACCAGUAUUUUAUUUACAUUUUACUACUUCUCGUGUUUUUGUGAUAAAAUUAUGUUUGAUGCCUUGAUAUUAUCAAUAAUAAUAAUAAUAAUAAUAAUUUGAAUUUUUUUAUUUAUUUUUAGUACAAAGGUGUGAUCAGUCUCUUAAUUUAAUAUUGUUUGAAUUUUUUUAUUUUUCCAUGAUUUUAUACAGAUACUCAAACUUAAAUAUAAAAUAUGUGUAAUAUUUUUAUGCAAGCAAUUUAAGGAGUAACUGCAGGUUUACAUAUUAGGGAAAGCUGAUAUGAACUACAAGCAAAUAGUAUAUUUUGCAAAUGUUAUACAAUGAAGACCAGAUAUAAUUAUUCCUGUAAUGUUUAAACAUAACAUAUAUAACCUAAUCUUAUUCCAUCAUUAUUAGUCCAAUGAUCUCUGAUGAUUUUGUGUUGAUUUUACAAAUAUAUUUGUAAUAGACUGGUUUUAUAUAUUUAACUAUUUUUAGGACAUUACCUAUGUGUUGUGGGAUAUAAUUCUGUAAUGUUUUCAUUUUUUAACUAAGAAUUUCCUCAAAAAAGAAAUACAACUGUUUCGUCCACAUAAAAAUGUACCAUUUUGAGAGCUACUAGAGAAUUUUUAUAUGCUAUAUUUAGUAUGCCAGUGGUUGGUAUUCAAAUUUACAUUCACACAGAAUCAGAUUACUGCCAGGCUUGUGGCAAACUAGUUUUUUUUUUUAGGUUUGCCACAGCAUACUCUUUGAAAUACAUUUUAAAAAUAAUGCUUUGUUAAUGUAGUGUAAGUGUAUUAUUGGAAUUAUUGUUAGUUUGCCCACAAAAUAUAAAUUUUCUUGAUUGAAAUUCACUGUGAACAUUCAUGCAAUUUUUAUACCAAUCCUCUGUACCGUCAGUUGGGGUAACAUUGGCCCUUUGAGGGUAACUUUGGCCCAAGACAAAAAAAAAUGUUAAACCAUGUUACAACUCUUCAAAAUAUUUAUUAGAUGUGAUGAUACAUAUGUUGUUACCCCAACUGACGGUACACAUUUUUAUGGCUGUAGAUUUUACCCAUGACAAAAAAAAAAGUGUAAUUUUACUAUAGUGGUUAAUUUUUGGAUAUUUUAAAAUUAAAAAUUUAGGUUUUGAUAUAAAAAUUGAAGACUUCUAGUUUUAACCACAAAAAAACUCUGUUUCAAUUCGAAAAUGUAAAACUUAGCAUGAAAAAAAAAUUUCAAAAGAAACACUUAACAUACUUCCACUUGCCACUUUGAUGACCAGCAAGCACUUAAACUUUGACAUGACGUAAAAGGAAUGGAUUUCUUAUGUCUAAUAUAAUGUGUAGGGUCGUAUAUUUUUAGCGAAAACAUUUUCGGACUGGCUGUGUGUUGAAACAACCUGCCACAUUAUCUGUAUUUCGUGGUUGGCUGGGUUUAGUUCCGGUACAUGACCACUGUCAGCACACCAUAGCCAUCCAGUGCGGAAGCAAAGGCAUCAUGAAUGGCACAACAAAACAGGGCAAUGACAUCUCUUGCAGAUGGCCGGUACUAACAAGGGAACAAUCGCUAGCGCAUGCAUACCUUAUUGCUGUCUAAUGACCAUUAAGAUUUUUUCACGAAAAUUACAUGCUCCUAGUAAUAUGCUAGCAUUUUCGUCCUGGAUGAACAAUGGCAUUAUGCUUCAGUAGUUUGUGUCAGCAAAUGGGCUAGGGUAGAGCUACUUGAUGCCUCCAAUCUGUGUUUCUUCACUUAAAGUUUUAAAACCCCUUUUUUUUAUCCUUCAUCCAACAUUUCCACUUAACACAAACCACCCCUGCGCAGCUUGCAGUGCGACACUGAGAUGCACUGCUCACGAGUUUGCUCUGUCAGCACACUCCUCCACCCCAUCCUGUUUGCUCGGGCACCAUUCGCCGACUCCCUGUCGACAAGGGCCUGGUGUUAUUCUCCGCGCAUCCAGACCAGUCUCAACGCUUUUGGACCUUUGACUGCCGGUGUGGGACAGGUGCUGCGUGCUGCUCUGCCUAAUGAUUGGGGACGAGAAUUCAUGGUUUUAUUUUUAUAAAUCCAUUUUGUUCAUAAAGAUAGUGUGUUUCUCAACCAAUGUUGAACUCAUAUUUUUAAAUUCAAAUUUCACCAGAAUAGUACCAUUUUGACUAUUAUGUGAUGCAUUUUUACGGUAAAAUAAUUUGUAGUAACUAGUAAGUAUGCCUAGGGAAGAACCAUUUGGAAUAAAGAUAAAUAUUUGCAGGUGUUUGUGUGUUUGGAAAAUGUACCAACAUUAGGAGUGUAAAUGAGUUACUAAUAAUGUUAUAAGAAAAUAAAGCUUAAACAAAGCAAAAUUAAUUUUUCCAAUCCAUUUUUACUUGCUACAUUUUAGUUCAAACUUUAUGCUGGCAAAAUAACAUUCUUUAAAGUUAAUACAUUAAAAUUAAAAUUGUUUACAUUUAAGUAAAGUUCUGGUAAAGCAUUUAUUGUUUUAUUGAUAUUAGUUGCAUUUCGGUGCUUUACUUGCAUUGUGAUGUUAUAUGGUGCAUUGACAUCUUUUGCAGUUUCAUUUCGGUUUUAUCGCAAUUCGCCAUAUAAUCUUGUCCCUACUAAUGAAAUGUCUUGUGUUGCAAUUGGUGACCAUUGAAUUAUUUUUUAAUAAAGGGAUUUUACAUCACACCCCAACGCACAAUGCCUUAUAGCAUUAUGGUGAGUGUACCUUCAAAAGAACAAAGACACUUGGGGUGUCAAAGACAUGCUCAGAAAUUUGAGUCAUGUCGGGGUGUUGGGAUCGAACCUGCUAGCUGCCCUUGUCACUAGAGAGUGACCUUUAGCGAGUAAGUUCUGAUUAAAUUACUAACAUAUUUGCAGUUUCAUGUAAUUAAAUUAUGGAGACAUCUCAUUAGGCCCACAUUAGCGAGUGUUUUGAUAAUCAAUACGAGGAUGCACAAAUAGCUGGUGAAUACAGAUAAGCAUUGCUCUCAAAAGUGGCAAACAAACUAUAGUUGCUCUUUGCCAUCUUGAUCAUUCUGGCUGACCAUCCACUUAGUGCUGUACCAGAAAGAAUACACCAAUGCUGUUAUUCAUUUCUUUUUUUUUUCUCAGCAGUAUUCUGUAAAUAUCAUGUCAAAUGCAGUCAGUCAUAUGAAAAAAUUGGUAAUGCUGGAGCCUGUUACUAUUUUUAAAGAAGUACAUAAAAUACACGUAAACCUUCACAUACACUAUAAAAGGCAGCUGACACGUGCACACUGCUGCCAAUAUUUGAUAUUUGCCGGUGGGCUAUGUGACGUGGCAUAUUGGGCUGGAAGGCAGGUUGCAGAUGUUGUCAAAUUUUUAUUUAUGACCAAUUGUGCCAAUAAUUAGGGCAGAUAUUUAAAACCAGUAAUUAUAGCCAAAAAAGAUAUUAAAUCCAUGAUGUCGGACUAUGAUCCUCUUUUACAUCCAGUGGUUUGUAUGAAAGACCAAUCAUCUCACUGUAAGUGCAUCAUUCAUAGCUAUGGUAAAAUCAUCUACUAGAUUUUACUGUAUAUCUACUAUUCUGAAGGAGUUUCACUGCCGUGCCAACUCUUGAAUAUGUACCCAUGUCAGCACCUUUCAUAUGAUAUGAGAUGUAACAGAAACUGCCUGUCCUGUUCAUACUUUUACAUUGUAUUGUGCUAAAAAUGUACGAAAUGUAAACUUAAAAUGUGAAACAAGCAUGGAUUGGAAUACCACCUACAUAAUAGAUGCUCAUUAAAAUUUUAAACAUCAUGAUAGCUUCUAUCAAAGUACAGAUGGUACACCUGUAUUUUGCACUGAGGUACAAAGGGAGUGGUGUUUGUUUGAAUUUUGUAUUCAAGUUAUUGUAUUUUAUUUUAAUUGACAAUUUUAUUAUGUUAAUUUUUUAUUAGUGUAUAUGGCUAUAUAUACAUGUUAAAAUUGAUAGUAUGUCAUAUUUUGAAUAUUUUUUUUAGUAAUCUUAUUUUAAUUACUUUGCAUUUUUUUCAUCUCACCAGAUUAUUUACAAGCACGUGCUAUUAUCAUGCAGUUCUCAUUACUGUCUUGUGCUGUAAUGUGUUACAAAGGUUUUUAAAAAAUAGGUAUGCAUUUUAUUAAUUAUUUUCCUUUCAAAAUAAUACCUAGGUUUUUUAUUUUGUUUUAUGUUGCACACAAAUUGUAAAAGAAGGUGUAGAUUUAAAGCUAUUUUUUAAUUUACCAUUAGGUUAUAAACUUAACAGGUAAGUAAAAUAUACAAACAUAUUUUUUUAAUCAGUAACAUUUCUUUAUUGUUCUUGUCAAUGCUUGAUAAUUUUUUUUUUUUACCCAUGGAGGUAUUUUGGCAUUUAUAUUGCUGUUAAAAUACAAUCGGAAAACAAUUUUCUGUAACUAAAGUCAUCUUUGUAAACAGAAUAUAGGUUUCAGGCCAACUUCUUCUUGUACUCAUGGAGUUUUAUAAUUUCAGCUCAUAAUAUACAAGGGUGGAUGAUUUCUUGAGUGAAGAGGUUGAAAGAAGUAUAAACAAGUUCCAAGGUUGAAAGAAGUAUGAAUAAGUUCCAACUAUAGGGUAGGGUUAUCAAAUUUCCCCCCUCCUUCUCCCCCCCCCCCCCAUCCCAAAAAAAAAAAUUUCUAUGGUUGAGGUUGAUUUCACGAAUUCACCAAAAAGUGUGUUAUCUUAGACUAUAAAUAAUAAAUAAUAAAAAGAACCAUUUUUUUUUACAAUAAAUAUGUUAUAGUACCUACUAAAUGGUUUUCCUUAAAUAUUAUUAUAGUGUGUUGGAAGGUAGAGUCAUUAAGUUUUUCUAUGCUUAAUUGGUAUCAACCUUAUUGUUAUUAAUGCAGAGAAUAAGAAUUAUUUUUGUAUGUUAUACAUAUAAAGGAUAUUAAAACAUAGUACAUAUUGUGUAUCUGAUUAUUAUUAAUCAUUACACUUUCAAAAAUAAUUCAUAUGCAAACAAGGCUUUUUACUUGUACAGGACUUCUAGUACGGCUUUAGUAUGAAGUAAAAUUUUUGUUAUUUUAUUUUGAGGUACCUAUGGUUAAUGAAACAUUUUUUGAAAUACCUGGUGCAAAGAGAUCUCCAUGAAAUAAAUAUUAAUUUAUAAUAAAUUCCUGUCUUAAUUUCAUUUUUUUAUUAUUUGAUUGAACUCAAAUGGAAAAGAAAACAUAACAAGUUUGACACUCGUGACAUUUUCUGAAACAGAGUGAAGCAUUCAUCACAUUGGAACAGAUCUAAGUUAUUAUGCUCCAUUUUUGAAUCAUGAUGUGUAGUGACAGUUUUGUCCCAUGCCACAGAAUAAACAGUAACAGAAGCGACAAAGUGGGUUUACCCGCGUACUCGCUCAUAGUUUGUUUACUUUUCGGUCUCCAUCUUUUCGGGGCGCGUUUAGCCAAUGCUGGGAUAGCAGUUUAGUCGGAUUUGAAUUAAGUACUGUAUUAGUUAAUGAUUGCGAGUGAAUUCUGGCAUUGUAAAUGAUUUAAUUAUGUAGGCUUCACAUUUGCGUACAUUGAUUAACAUUAUGCAAGGUUUUUUUUUUUGUUUUGUAUUGACGUCUAAUAUCUUUGUACAAACGUGUACACACAGAAGAUCUGACAAGAUGGACAAAAUAAACUAAACAAAAUGACAAUGAUAUUUUGUCCUCCCAUUAAGAGCUAAAAUUUACAGACAAGAAAGUUUCUUCAGUUAGUGUCAAUAAGAAAAUGGUUAAGUAAACUUAAAUGUUAAAUUAAUUUGUGUUAUGAGAUUCUACUUAUUUAACAAGCCAAAAAACGUAGGUAGCUAUUUAGGCCUACAUUAGAAAUACCUAGAUAUGAUGUGCAUUUACAAAGUUUAUUAUAAGUAUGUAAAUACAUAUUUUAUACGUGUUAACUACAUAACGUAGGGGCCAAUUAAAAGCAACGACUUAAAGAAAUUUACUCUCAACAAUAUUACAUUAGGCCUACAGGAAAAUAAAUCACACGUAUGUUAAGUGUGGCAUUUGUAAUACAAAUGGCAUAUUAAAUUAUAGACAAAAAUCACUCUACAUUUUGAUUACUGUAGUCUUAGGUGCAUUGUGGCAAAAAAUAAAUAAAUAAAGGCAUCGAAACACGUUGCAUGGCAGUAAGCACAGAGUUACACAAAUAUCACACAUUCUUUCCAGCAAACGAGAUAGACAAGAAGACGCCUACUGGCUUUCAAUCAUUAUUUAAUAACAUGUCGACGAGUUACACCAAAAAUUAUGCAUUCUUUCUGAAAUAAAUUUGUUCGGCAUUUACUGCACAAUUCCCUGAAUCACGGAACACAUGCUAGAAUGCGCACGAACUAGCUUAUUUAUUCCAAUACAAAAGAAUAAUGUUAAUUGGAAUCACGCAUGAAUACUCUAAAUACUAUGAAUUCAAACAUAUUUGUGAAAUUACGACAAAUUAUUGUAUUUACUACCACACAAACUGUUCAUUAAAUCAUACGCCCAUUACUUUCAAUGGGAAAACAUUGUUUAUUUACAUUCGUGUACGCCCCGAGAGCAUCAGAUUGCUGGUACGCACUAACCAAGGAUAAAACCACAUUUUGUCGCUUCUGUUACCAAUUGUUUAUUCUGUGCCCAUGCGUUGCAUGAUCAAACCCAUGCAGUAAUAAGUCUUUUUUCAUUUUGACUGUUUCUGUCUUGAAAGUUAAGCAUUGGUUGCUGUUUUAAAAUUGGGUUUUGGUCAUUCCAUUUGUUCAUGAGCACUGAUACGUAGCACUUGUGUUGUUUAAUGGUCCUUAACUUUGUUGGCACUCCAAAAGUUGGUUCCACUGUUCACUGGCUGCAUGGGAAAGUGCUGACAAGUAAGAUGAGAGAAUGUUUCAUUGUGGAGUUCUCAUCCGUUUCAGCAAAACCUAAUUAAUUUACAUAAUAUGAUGCUGACACUUAGUACUAACACAACUUGUACUAAACAAAUUGUAACACAUUUACUCUGUUUACUCUCUCUCAACAUAUUAAUCAAGCAUCUCAACUUUCUACUUGCAUGAACACAGUUGGUAAAUAAGACUCAAUACAUUAAUGUUACAAUUCUUUAUUUUGCAUGACUGCUCAUGCAUGUUGUGUUAACAAGAUGCAAGUAUGGUUGUGUGGCCCCCGGAAGCCCUUGCUGCGCUAUCCUUGUGUCUGCAGGCAAUGCGUGGAUGAGAUUGAAGGAGCACAUAGCACUGCUAGGUGGACUGUAUGCAUCCUGUGUUUUGGCAGGAGUGGCAAGUUUAAAAGUGAAAUACGUAAAUUGUUGAUUAGGUUCAUAAUUACAAAUAUGUGCAUAUUCCUCAAACCCCAGGACAUGCCAUAAGAUUGAGUGAGAUAGUCACGAACCAACUGCUUACUCUGCUGUCUCUGGUCACACACAAGGGUUGGCAACAUCAUUAUUUAAAAUUCUACAGUGAAAAGUUUUGUAAAAAUCAGUAAUUUAUAUAUUACAAAUUGAGAAUAAUAAUUUUAAGUAAAGUGUAAUGUAUGUGUGAUUUACAGUUGGCUGUAACAUUUUUUUGGAGAUGGCCAUUGUGUGAUAAAUUUACAACAAAAUCAAUCCAUUUAAGCAGUCUACCUUACAGUAGGCAAACAAGAAAAGUAUUUAUAAGAUUCCUAAGGAACUAGACAUUGAAGGUUAUCAGGGGGUAUUGAACUGACUUUCUGUACACAGAAAUACUUUUUUUUUAGUGUCAUUUUGUGUUCAUUUGUUGGAUUGGUUCUGAACUGAAACAAACAGAACAAUUGUGCUUCACUUCUCAUUACAAGCAAGAUUGUUAGAGAUGGUAACACAAUGACACAAAUCAGAACUAUUGGUGUGUGUUUAUGGAAGGAAUUUGCAGUUGAAUUGUAAGGAGUGAUUUUGGUAAUCAAUGAGAACCAACAAUUGGGAUGAAUGGAGCAGGAUCUGAAUGCAGGCCCUCUGGAUUGCAAGUAGCGUGGUUUUUAUUACCAUGUGAUGGACAUCAUGUAGGUACAUGCCCUAUGUAUCACACGCAUGCACUGCAUCCUACUGCUUGCUAUGAACAAUUCGUAAGGACAAGAUUUUAUGGUUUUAACUCAGGGACAAUUUUGUUUUUAAAACAGGAGAUUUCGAAGUUCUUGUUUUUAUUUUUAUAUAUUUUCUUUAUUCAUUAAACAAAAAUGGGAUAUUCAAAAAAUAUGAAACUAAAAUAUUUCUUAGUGCUUAUUUUACCAAAAUAGUCUCAUUUUGAUUGACAAAUGAUGCACAAAUGCAGUAAAAUCAUUAGUAAAAAGCAUUUCUAGUACAGAACUACUUAUAAAAAUAAAAAUAAAUUGGAGAUUUUUGUGUGUGUUUGAAACAUGUGACAUCAUUUAUGUAAAACGUGUUACUAAUGUAAGACACGCAAAAUUGAACAAUAUUAAUUAUUUUUCCAUCUAUUUAGGUAAUACAUUUUACUACAAAAUUCAUGCUAAAUAAAUUACAUUUGAUGAUUUUGUCAUGAUAAAACAUGAAAUUUUAAAUUUGGGUUACAUUUUGUCAAAAAGCUGAUUGAUUUCACAUUUUUAGUUAAAUUUUGGUGCUAAAUGGUGUAUUGACUUGCAUUUCAAUGUUAGAUAUAUUGAUAUUCUACAGCCAUUACAGAUACGUACUCGGUGUAAGCCCGUCGGGUAGAAAGCAAUAGCAUUAGUUGAAGGAUUGUGACCCAGGUCUCAAUUACUUAUAAAACGUAAUGUGUCACUUCAAAGAAUAUGUGGACGUUGCUUCUUGCAUUUAAUUAGAUAUUAUCUAAGAGGAAUACUUCAGUUCUAAUGUAACUUAUCACUGAAUAUUUCUGUGAACCUGGCAUGCAUGGAGUUAAAUUAACAGCGAGCUAUGGAAAGUAAUCCUACUACUACAUACGUUAUUUUAAAUAUAGUGUUCUAUUGGUUUGUCACUGAAAUUUGUUACAUUCUAUUUCAUAUAUAUAUAAUAAUAAAAAUAAACUUAAUCACAUAUUUAUGUUUCACACUUUCAUGUGAUUAGGGUUACCAGACGUCCGGCAAAAGGAGGACAUGUCCUCCUUUUUAUGUAUUUUUUUGCGUCCGGCCGGAUUUUCCUUAAUGCUCCAAAAUGUCUGGCUUUUUUAUAAAGUGAGAUAAUUCCUGCAGUUACACUCUGAGUAAAGCGCGCGCUGUCCGCAGAGUCAUCCCACUAGUAAGUAGUUCUAUGACAGCUUGACAGUUAGCAACACAUGCAGAAGCACGUGUUUUUAAUAUGCUGUAUAUUCGUAGUUUGUUUGAUUCUUUAUACUGAAACUGUAUUAAAUGCCAAAACAUUGUAAUAUAUUGUACUCCAUUGUAAUUAAUUCAUGGCUUUUUUUAAAAAAUAUAUUGUCCUCCUUUUUAGUGAAAUGCCCUCCUUUUGCGAGAUGAAUGUCCUCCUUUUUUAUUAUCAGUGUCUGGUAACCCUACAUGUGAUCCACUAUGGCAAGUUACUAAGUCCACAUCAGAUUUGAUUAUGGUGGAAGGUUGCGCUGUGAGUUGAAAGUAGAUCUUAGGAAGGGCUCCCUUCCCAAAUGAUUUUUUUGUGUGAACCAACUCUACAUGCAUUGUCUUUUUAUAAGUAAAAUGGUAGAUGGUAUUAAUGGUGUUAUAUUUUAGCAGAACUUAUUAAUUAUGCUGACAUCUAUUUGACACCACUGCUAGGUUGUGUUUACCUACGCCACAGCCAGUGCUCUGUGCACUGCAGUACAAGUCUCCUUAUCCCAAUGUCCUCGCUUAGAUUCCAAAAAUCACUGUCACCCACUUCUCAGGAAGGCUAUUUCUGUUUAAUACUGUUAUAGACUCCAAAAUAUUAAUUUUCAGAACUUUUCUCUCUUUUGAGAUUUAUAUUUAAAACACUAUAAAAAUGAGUAACUAUGUGACUCAUUUUCACAGUAAAAAUAUAUGUUUAUAUAAAUAUAUAUAUAUAUAUAUUUUUGUUUCUUUAAGUUAAAUGAAUUAUGGACAAAAUGAUUUUGGAGGAAACUUUAUUGCUGUAGGGUGUCUGACUGAGUUGUCAAUUUGUUUUGAAGAUACACUAGCCAAAAUAACCCUAGUCCUGAGACAAUCUACCUGAACUGCAAAUAGCAUUACAUGUUCUUAGGUUCAGCCCUGUUCAUUUCAGCAAUCAGCAGGCCCGUGCAAAGCUUUAACUAAGCGAUUCAAUUGAAGCACUUUUUGAUAUUCUAUUUGACUUCACCGGGAAAUUUGCUAUUCAUUUUAAUUGAAGCUUCACUAGUGAUGCAAAGCUUUCACAUUUAUUGCAAAACUUUGGAUGCUUAAGAUUCUUUCAUGAAAAAUAUUUAGUUUUUUUUUUGUGUUGUAUGUGUGUUGGUUAAAUUAAUUUGAUAAAAAAAAUUCAAAAGUUGGCACUCCGUUUGGUGUUUUGAAUGAUCAAUAUUAAUAUUAGGCAUAGUUAUUUUGUAAUUUUUAUUGAUGUUAUAUAUAUAUAUAUAUAUAGGGCCCAAUUGGUUAAUCACUUAAGGUUCAAACAUUACAAAUGUUAGACAAUUAUUUUUUUACUUCAAUCCUGUAUUUAUUAAAUAAGUUUAAUACAGCUUCGCCGAAAACAAUACAUAUUUGCAAUUUUAUUUGACUUCGCGAAUAUUUUAAACAUACAAUUUGAUAUUUGCUUCGCAUAAAAAAAAGCAUCGCAUAGGCCCAGCAAUCAGCAGAGCAGCUUACUGGAUUUUUAACAUUCAGCUGAACAUGAAUACCUAACAUUAGUGUGCUUCAUUCUUAUGCAAAUAACAUCUUCUCCUUACUUUUAACCCAGAAAUUAUUAUUAUUUUCAACCUGCCUUGCAGGUUUGAAAUUAUGUGACAAUUAUACGUUUGAAAUAAUUUGUUUUUUAUUUGUGGGACAUUUAUUAAGUUAAGUACUGGUAUGCAAGAAAUAUAUCUAAGUGAUAACAUAUAUCAACAGGAUUGAACUGUUAUUGAUUUUGCAUGCUAAGGUUUCUAGAUAUUUAUAUAAUGGAAGAUUUGACAUUGAAUAAACACUUGUAACUACCUAGCUAGUGAGAUGUAUUCAAAGGAAACAAAGUACGUAAUGUAAACAAAUAUUUUAAUGUCAACAAAUGCAAAGGCAUUAUGUGAUCGGAUGGUGGUGGAUUGUAAAUAAAUAAAACAUGAAGUGUUGCAAUUACAAAACUGCCAUGUAUAAUUUAUAUAUUUUCUGUAAAUUGUAAGAACUGCUUUUAAUAUCACGUAUGUACAUAACAUUAAAUUAGCAUGCAUGUUUACUGCACAUGUUCAUUGAUUGUAAAUUAUUGUACAUAGUAGUUUUAGAAAACUAAAAUUAACUUGUAUUUUUCACAUUGGUAUGUAAUAUAUGUUUGUAAAGUGAAUCAUAUGGAAAUAGGUACUGCAUAACAGCACAUAAGUCCACUAAACAUAUGCAUGUCAAUAGCAUGUAUGUAAGAUUUUGGACUGGGCUGUUUUUGUUUUUGUAAGUUGAUGUGAAUAAUUUGCAGCGUGAAAUAUGUGUCUGUGUGAAUGUUUGAAUGGGCAUUUGGAACUUUUCAUACAAUACAGAAAAUUGACACAGGUUACAUAGAGUACAUUCUAGCUUUGGCUGGCAAUUGAAACCUUGCAACUCCAUUUUUAACUAAAAUAAAUGUGUUUCCUUUCAUUGAUUCACAGCCAACCAAGAUGCCUCACAGCCUGUCGACCCACAUUACUUGUAGUGACAUCUGGUGUGUGUUUUCUGAAACCUCACACAUUCCCUUGCUGUGGUCCAGUCUUAAAACCUCACUGUCAGCAGGAGUUAAUUAGUUUUGAUUGCCAGCUAACGAUAGCUGAGUGCAGGCAAUUUCUUAUUGUUAGUUCAGUUGGAAAAAAACAUUUAUAAGAUUUUCACAUACAAAACUUUGUUUCAGAACUGUAUUAACUACCGUCAAGUGGGGUUACUUUGACCAAAUUUGUUAAAAAAAUGUAAAUAAUUCGUAAGCAUAUUGAUAGAAAGUAAAACCAAACAUAGCACAUUUGGGGCUGGCACUUAAGCUAACUGUGCAAAUGUGUACAUCUUAAUUAUCUCUCAUUAAUUUGGAACAGGAUUUUUUUUUCUAAAUGGUCAAUGUUAUCCCUUGUGUGGGGUAACUUUGACCACGUGUUAAAAACCUCAGGUUGAGGCAUCCUGAGUCAUAGUAACCCCACAGGGAUGAAUGAUUGACCCUUUAAAUGAUAAAAUGUAGCUUUAAUAUUGUUAUAUACUAUAUUUUACAUUCUGUUUUACUUCAAACUAAGAAUGUUAAACAUAAAAUAUUCAAAUAUUAUAAUUAUAGGUGUCAUGCAACUUUAAUAAUGACAUAUUUAAAAACUAGGAACCAAUAUUUCACAUAAAAUAUUUGUAACACAUUUAACACUUGAACAUAAAUGUUUUCAAAGUUUUUCACAUCAGUAACACACACUUAGUUUAUAUCAAAUCCUCUGAGUUCAUCCUGUAAAAAAAUGCAAAUCACGUUUCAGCUGAUCGGGUUUGCUCAGCACACUGACAACUUGAUCCCUUGAAAUCACACUCUCGUCAAGAAUUUCAGGCCACACAAAUUUACCAGUAUUCCUUUGUCGUUUCAGGAAUUUCACUUGCAAUUCGGAGUUGUCCCCAACAAAAAAUCUUGCGUGUUUUGUGCAUAGUUGGUAUCCACGAGACCACAAAAUCACCAGGGUUGAUAUUUUGUGAACUGGUUGCCUGUUCGCUGUUUGUAGCCUGUUCUGUGGAUGGUUCCGAUGAAUUGUUGACAUCACUGUCAUUACUAGAAACAGAUCCACAUGGAUCAUCAACCAAUUCCUCUUUGGCAAAAGAACCACUGUCCUCUCUGGAAAAUGAUCCACACGGAUUAUUACCAAUGUCUUCUACUCCGACACUCUUCCCAGGUAUUACAUUUACCUUGGUGCGUUUUCUUCUGGGUUGUGAAGUACCAUCAUUACCAUGCCUCAUGUUUUGUAGCAUUUCAACCACCACUUCAGAAACCCUAGGCAUAAUUUCUUCCAAAUCUGUACUUCCUCCUGGGGCAAUUUCUCCAAAACUUCAUCAGGGUUAAAAGGACUUAUCCCACACUUUCUAAAUCCAGAUAUAAGGUUUUAACUACAGCCAUCUUCACCAGGACCGUUCACUUUGUCAUACAAAAACUUUAACAAUGAAGGGAAACUGUCUUUUGACAGAGUUUGAGUUUUCUUUUUCAGCCCAUUUUUCCAGUUAUCAAGAAUUUGGUGCCAGUAUUUUUUAAGAGGGCCAUAAAGGCUUACCUACCUUUUGCUCAUGUUUUGCGUGCAGUCGGUUGAUGAAUGUACCUUUUGCAAUUUUGAAGUGUUUUGCAGCUUGUGUUAUGGACAUUCUUCCUGCUUUUACUUCGGCCAUUGCAAUGUUGAGGACAUCUUUAGAAAUACUAUUGUAUUUCCUAUUGAGUAGUUCUCUAAUAUACUUCCUUGUAAUGAUCUUCCUGUGAACAGAUUUACAAAACAAUGUAGAAGCUGGUGUACCUACCAUAUUAAAAAAAAAUAUGAAUAUUAUUUUGACACUGGGGUUACUUUGACCGGUCAAAGUAACCCCAUUUCACAUAAAAAUAUGCCAUGUUUUAAUGAAUUAUGAAUACUGCAUACUAAACAUCCAUGAGCAUGUAAAUAUUUAUUGUAAUCCAUUCAGGAUAAAUAAUUUGUACUUACCAAAUCGUAAAACAAUGAGAAACUGUGAAGAUUUUCUUUCACCAUGCAGAUUUUAUCUGGCUUCUAAUUAGCAUCAAAAAUAACAGAUGAACAUCAUAGAUAACAUAAACAUAAAAUAUUAUAUAAAGCUUUUUUAGUCCUUAGAGAACAUUUAAAAGAGUUCACACAAUGGAAAGUACGCCAUGUUUGAUAUGAUAAUUUUCAUACAAUUGCCACCAGAGGUGCUACAAUAUUUUAUUACUUUUUGGUCAAAGUAACCCCAGUGGUCAAAGUAACCCCACUUGACGGUAUCUUUCAUAGCUUUGUACUGCCACCAACAAAAUUUAAACUACGCCUUUUUACAGUAACAGGAAUUGGGUACUGAAUACUAGUUGUUAAGUUUCAUGUAGUCAUGUAUAGCUUAACUUCUGCUCAUUUGUGUAUAGCUUCUCAUAUUUCAGAGGCCUCAACUUAUACAUCCAUCUGCCUGAUUUAAAAAAAGCAAAGAAAAUAACUGACUAGAAGGGAAACCUAAGAUGUCACAAAAAUUUAUUUCAUGAUUCAGCCUGUGACAGAUUAUUUGUAAAUUAAAUAAACCUUUCUUUUAUUUCAGUUACAUUUCCUGUGUAAAGAGAUACACAAAAUGUUGAAUGGAAUUGAAAUUGUAAUCUUGCAAUUUGGUUUCCACCCAAUGACUUAACUCUUCUCAAACCUUUCAGCUUCAUCUUAAGUUUUACUGUCACUUACACUUUCAGUACCUUACUCUCAAUCCCAGUCAACUCCCGCCUGCCCAGGCGCUCCUCAAAAGCAAGUGUGCUUUCCUUUCCAUUCUGCUCCACACCCUCUGUAUCUUUUAUUCAUGGUCUCUUUCUGUUUCCUUGAACAGUCUCACCAGCCUUACCUGAGUGUACCUCCCUUCAGAUCUCUGACCAUCACGGAAGGCCUGUACGUAUCCUCCUCCUCUUCCUUUUCCCCUUCCACAUCACCUCGUACACUUCUCUGUACCCGUACCUCCGUCACCAGGUGCAAGUCCCACACCAGCUUCUGCCUGAACGAUGGGAAGCCUUCGGGCACCCUCCUAGUCAGAUGUGUGUGUGUGAGUGAGGCGGGAUGAUAGGUGCGACGCUCGCUGGUGCUUCUAGCGCGGUAUCAACUCUUAAGCGCAAGGCUGGGGACUGGCGUGCAGUCUUCUCGUCGUGCAUAGGGAAACUAUGAGAUGUGAGCGGUAACUAUAACGUUAUAUGGCAGAGAAAUUAAGAUAAAGAUGUAAUGCAAGGCCUUUGAAUGAUUUCAAGAAUAUCUACCGAGUGUUUUAUCCCUAAUAAUUAUUCUGAAAACGCAAGUUUAAGCAAUUUUCACUCAUAAUAUUACAGUUUUAAAGCAAAAUCCGGAAACAGAACUAGGUAUUUAUCCGGCCUCAUCAUAUUUGUAAAUGAUUUUCAAAUAGAUGUCACUAUGAUAUCUUGAGCAGUUUUUCAAUCGUGUGGUGUUUUCUGCAUCUCUGCACAACUGUGUGUGUGCCCGGUAGAUGGAGCCCUUAGGCUUUCUUCCUGUCAGAACAUCUUCAAACACUUUGUCGUGAGCAACAGUUUUAUAAUUUCCUUGUAGCAUGUUCAAUGAGCCACAAUGCUUGUAACUGCAAAAGAAGCUACAAUCUCCAGUAGAAAUAAAAUAAACUAAAAUUGGUGAAAGCUGUUUUAACUUUGUGUUCUCCAUUUUCUAAAAUGCUUUCAUGCUUUUUUUAGUAACUAAGCCAGUCUUAGGUGCACUGAAAAUGUGACUAAUGUUCUGAUCACCACAAAAUAUUUCUGUAUGCCACAAUUCUCAAAGUACCAACCUUACAAUGUAAAAAGGUUUACUACCAAUUGUUUUCAAUUUAUUAAUAUUAUUACAACCUAACAACUUAAAAUCUUAACACAUAUGGAAAUAAAAUAUAUGAUCAUGAUGAGUUGUGUAUGGCAUGUAUGUGCUUAAGACCUACAUUUCAAAUUUGUUAAUUUAAACAAAAUGUGAACAUCAUCAUACUCCGUAUCUUUUACAGAUGUUAUACAAUAAUAAUGUAUAAAUAAUAGUUAAAGCAUUUCUUUAAUAUUUGUUCCAUUCUGUGUCAAAUUAAUUUUACAUGUUUUUGAUAUUGUAAGCAGGUUUUAGUUUUUAUGUACAGUGUAAUGCAUUAGAAGAGUUAUUAACUUAACUGUGGUUGGUGGUUGUAAAUUGUGAUAUCUCUUUAUGUAAAUUGUGGUUCUUGUAGGAAAUAAUUUCUUUUAGGGGCUAUGUACAUAUAAUUCUGCUCAAUUGGUGACCACAGACUGAUUUUAUAAAGACUGAAAAAUUACAAAAGAAAAAAAAUUAUACCUUGAAAUGCAGACUACACAGUGUGGAAGUUUAAAUCAGUUAAUUGUUGGUUGAUGCUUAGUAAUUUUUAUUUAAUGAGUUGCUUUUCAUAGUAAUUAUUUUUAAUAUUGACACAUUUUUUGUUUAUUUCUCUUUGAAAUUAUUCUUAAGUUGAAAAUGCCAUUUUUAAUUGAAGUUUAGAUUUAAUCAAAUAAAUCCUGUUUGAAUAAAAGUUUAAGGGGCCUACAUUAUGUGGAAUGCAUAGUAGAGGCCACGUUCUCCUUAAAAGUUAGGAUUGUUCGGUGAAUUUUGGGAUGAUGUAUGUAAGUUACAGUAAUCUGUAUUCUAGUGGCUGUUAAUUAUCAGAAAUAUGGAUCUCUCAAUCUUCAGAUAUGGGCAAUUUAUUAUUUGUAGUUAAUAUUCCCUCUGUCCCAUACAAGAUAAUUCAUGGACGUUUUGCAAUUUAUCUAUGUAUUUAAUUGAUUAUGUUUUUAUUUGCAAAUUCAUUUCAGAACUUAUGCCUCCAAUGCAUAAACAGAAGAAACUGCUGCUAUGCUAUUUUAGAAUGAGCAGAGGUGCUAAACAUAUAAAAUACAUACUACUAUACAGAAAAACACAGGAAUGAGCUAAACAGUGUCUGGAGUGAAUGUGGUUGCCUGAUGGGACAGUGGUGAUAAAUUUGUUUCUUUCAGAAAUAAAUGAGAAACUAUAAGUUGUAAUAUUGAGUGCAAUGAUUUGGUCAAGCUUUUGAUUUAUGUAUCUUUGAAAUUAAUGAUGAUAAUGAUGAUGAUAAUAAUAAUAAUAAUAAUAAAGAAAUGGAUGCAAUUAUAAAAAUAAA